AAUAUUGAUUGCAAUUUUUUCAGUGAUAUUCAUGGGAAUUGCUAAUCCACAGGGCACAGGUGAAUCCCCAUGUCUAAAUUUUUUUGAGAAGUAACAAGUUUACGUAGAGUUGAAUUUUGCUCUUUGAAGUUCUGAGCAACAUCAUACAUGGCUGCUUCAAUCCCAAGCUGCUCAUUUCACUACAACUCCCCAUCACCAUCCUCUUCUUCAUUAUCCAGCUCCUCCAAUUGUUCAUCCACAGCCACUCCUUUCACCUUAUCUUUUCUUCCCUCCUCUGCCAUCUCCAGUAGCUACAGGGUUUCAUCCAGAAUCAGGGCCAAGUUCGAGAAAUUUCAGGGUGAAGAAGAAUCGCUGUCCACUGAGGAGAACCCACCAUUGCUAGCGCAGUCUCUAGCUCAACAACAAGAACUAGAUGGAGGAGUGGAUACAAAGGAAGAAGAUGACAGCUGCCUGCCUUCAGAUUUGGUGGAUGCUGUGAGGCAAUCUGGGGAAGCAAGUGCCACUUUUGUGUCUUCAGGAGGAAUGAGAGCAAUAGUGGAGCUUUUGAUCCCACAGCUUCAGUUUCUUGAUGAUGAAGGUGCACAAGCUGAGCUAUGGGAUCUCUCAAGGGUUUUCGUGGAAACCCUAAUGGAAAAGACAGGAACCCAGAGAGUGAAAGCCAUAUUCCCAGAUGCUGGUGCUGCUGCACUUCUCAAGUACAGAUGGAAAGAAGCAGCCUUUGGAUUUGCUAGCUUGGGCGACAGGAAGCCAGUUGAUAGCGAAGAUGAGAUUGUGGUUAUGGUUGUUCCUGAUUACCAAAUGCUCUCAUCUGUGGAGAAAAUCACAGCUAGUCUUUCAGACGAUCCGCCAAGGCCACUCAUCAUGUGGAAUCCGCGCCUCAUUAGUGAAGAUGUUGGAGUUGGGAUCAAUGUUCGCAAUCUCAGGCGCUACUUCUUGAGCACUUUCACCACAGUUUACUCGAUGAGACCUCUGCCAGAAGGUGCUGUCUUCAGGUGUUAUCCAGGAUUGUGGAAGGUGUUUUUUGAUGACAAAGAGAGGCCUAAUAGAUAUAUGCUCGCUAAAGAGUUUAUAAGGCGCCCUGAUGCUGACGAUAUCGAGAUAAUAUUUGGGAAUGGAGGAGAAAACUCCGAGGAGGGUCAAUCUUUCUUCAGCCAAGCUGCUAGCAUUUUCUCUUCUAUAAACAGAUUCAUGAGAGUCAUAUCAAAGUAGCUAGCUUAUAUGUGUACAUCCCCCACAGAGAUCCCUCAUACUUCUGAAGCCAUGGAAACACAGCUGUUAGUGAUCAAGAAGGAUGCAGUUAUCUUACAUUAUAGUUAUGAGUUCUGCCAUGACGCUGGCUCACUGCUUGUAAAACCUUGAAACUUCAAUACCAAUCUACAUGCUUUGUUGAUGUCUUUGGUUGCUUGGUCUUCGGCUUCUGGACUGACUGUUCUCAAAUCUUGCUUUGACAAUGAGUGAAUACUGCACUUCAGGUUCUGCUGAGCAGUCGUAGGGUACGCCAUGCAGAAGUCCAGAAUACCACAUUGUUAAGUGCAGCAAGUUGAGAAACUAAGCUUAGUGAUCUACUUGGAGGCAGAUGAUGACCCAACCUAUACAACUCAUAAUUCAAAAUCGACCCGGUUUGUAUUAAUCUGCAACCCAUUUACCUAUGACAUGUUCUGACCCUGUCCAUACCAGCAAUGGACUCCCCAGGAGGCUGAUUAAAUACAUUUGACUUGUGGGAUUUAUUAGUGUUAGGCGAUAGUUUCGGCACACAAAAGAGAGAAAAAGAAUGCAUAUUUUGCAUUAGAACUUAAAAUAAGGAUGGAAUGCUCACCAAGAAAAAAAAAAUUAAUGAUUACAAUUACA
Molecule: messenger RNA, 1848 nt
Organism: Linum trigynum
Lineage: Eukaryota; Viridiplantae; Streptophyta; Magnoliopsida; Malpighiales; Linaceae
Source: the annotation of a GenBank genome assembly